ACCAAGGGACUGUCUCCAGACCAAGAAACUCACCAAUAUUUGGGUGUAACGGGGAAGGCUUGAACGAGCAGAGUUUUGCCGAGACGCUUUCGAUCCUCGAAAUUCUUGCCUCUUCCUUGAACCUCGUACCAUCCACUAGCGACCACCCUCCACUCUAGACACCUCUCAGUCCGAGCAACAGCUCAAUUCAACCACCCCACCGCGCAGCAGCGCAUAAUAUCCCACCCACGCUUCCAACAUGUCUCGCGCAGCAGCGUCGAGCGGAAGCUCCCGGAAGAUCUCCUUCAAUGUUUCAGAGCAGUACGAUAUUCAAGAUGUAGUAGGAGAGGGCGCGUACGGCGUUGUCUGCUCCGCGCUGCACAAGCCAUCAGGCCAGAAGGUUGCGAUUAAGAAGAUCACACCCUUUGACCACUCCAUGUUCUGCCUGAGAACUCUGCGAGAAAUGAAGCUUCUUCGAUACUUCAACCAUGAGAACAUCAUCUCCAUUCUCGAUAUCCAAAAGCCCCGUAACUACGAAACCUUUACAGAGGUUUACCUCAUCCAGGAACUCAUGGAGACCGACAUGCAUCGUGUUAUUCGAACGCAGGAGCUGUCAGAUGACCACUGCCAGUACUUUAUUUACCAGACGUUGCGCGCUCUGAAGGCGAUGCAUUCUGCAAAUGUCCUUCACCGUGAUCUCAAGCCCUCUAACCUUCUCUUAAACGCUAAUUGCGAUCUCAAAGUCUGCGACUUUGGACUUGCUCGAUCUGCCGCUUCAACUGAGGACAACUCUGGUUUCAUGACUGAAUACGUCGCUACUCGAUGGUAUCGAGCUCCCGAGAUUAUGCUUACCUUCAAGGAGUACACAAAGGCGAUCGAUGUGUGGAGUGUAGGCUGCAUCUUGGCUGAAAUGCUUAGCGGAAAACCGCUGUUUCCUGGAAAGGAUUACCACCACCAGCUCACCUUGAUCCUGGAUGUUUUGGGCACGCCGACCAUGGAGGACUAUUACGGCAUCAAGUCCCGUCGUGCUCGAGAGUAUAUUCGCUCCCUGCCAUUCAAGAAGAAGAUUCCUUGGAAAGCUAUGUUUCCCAAGACGUCUGACCUUGCCCUGGAUCUUCUGGAGCGAUUACUCGCCUUCAACCCCGUGAAGCGUAUCACGGUAGAAGAUGCCCUGAAGCACCCAUAUCUUGAACCCUACCACGACCCAGAUGACGAGCCAACCGCCGACCCAAUUCCCGAGGAGUUCUUCGACUUCGAUAAGAACAAGGACAACUUGACCAAAGAGCAACUCAAGCUUCUCAUCUACCAGGAGAUCAUGCGGUAAUUGCCUGCCAUUUAACAGCAAUCUGAGACGUAAUUCCACUCCAUGUCUUACCCAUCUGAACGAAUUUUAGCUUCAAUACACAUUGAGGAUGCAUCUGAGAAGCUGGUCUGAGCUAACAGCAUCGAGUUGGGCUACCAUUUUCAUCGAAGAUCUUCCCCAGUGCAACAUAAUUCGGUCGGCAGCAU
Messenger RNA from Lindgomyces ingoldianus, 1488 nucleotides. RefSeq names its product mitogen-activated protein kinase. Bases 239 to 1303 code for a protein of 354 amino acids. Gene Ontology annotation, cellular component: nucleus; cytoplasm. The transcript has 6 exons. NCBI's taxonomy places the organism in Eukaryota, Fungi, Ascomycota, Dothideomycetes, Pleosporales, Lindgomycetaceae. The record is from RefSeq and is a predicted model, not a curated record. Gene Ontology annotation, biological process: protein phosphorylation; intracellular signal transduction. Gene Ontology annotation, molecular function: MAP kinase activity; ATP binding.